AAAGAACCAUCAGUAGCAAACGAGGAUUCGAAUCACGGUAUGUUGAGUGGUAAUGGACCACGCAAACUGAAAAUCUAUCGCACAUUCAAGGGUCCCGAUGGAGUGGAAUCGACACGGGUUGAAGUGAUCACAAGACCGCAGUUAAUCGAAGCAUACGUUCGUAUUCGAACCACUCGUGAUAACACAUUCAUACAGGUUUAUGCACAAAUGGAUGAGCAGUAUAAAGAGGAAAGACGGAAGGAGAAAAGGCGAUUACAAGAUCAACUGCGAAGGAUUCGUCGCAAUGAACUGAAAGCAAAACUCCAUGGUGUGCCCAUUGGACAACCAAUCAACCGGGCGAAACCGGCGGCUGAGAAGAAACCAGUGCCGAUAAAGCCGAAUUUGCUGAAGAUGCGUUGUAGCGCAUGUCAUGGAACGGGUCAUAUGAAAACCAAUAAGAAUUGUCCUCUGUACGGUAAAGACUCAUCCAAGACACCAGCAAAGACCGUCGCCGAUAUACAUCCGGUUCGUUUUUUGUGUUUUGGAUUUUAA
This is a messenger RNA of Anisakis simplex (herring worm), 531 nucleotides long. NCBI's taxonomy places the organism in Eukaryota, Metazoa, Nematoda, Chromadorea, Rhabditida, Anisakidae. The record is from the annotation of a GenBank genome assembly.